UCCGUUUACGCCUGUGCUGGGUUUGGGCACCUCUGCUCCAUAGCGAAGAGCGAAAGGCACGGCCGCCGCCACGCACCACCCCCCUGCCGCCGACACGCUGUAGGUCCGCCGCCGGCAACAUUGAAGGGGCACCACAGCACACAAAGCAGAGAGUAAUGGCGUCAACCACCAUAUCGUCCUGCGCAUAUCAGGCGGUGCAAGGCGCGCACCGAUUGAAGAUCUGUCAGUUUAGUCACGGGAUUGUUGGCAUGGACGUCAAUGCUGAUGGUUUCAUCCGCUCCAGCACCUUCAGGGUUGGGGGAUUCGACUGGGCUAUCUUGUACUACCCAGAGGGUUAUGGCGACGACAGUGAGGGAUUCAUAUCAGUUUUUGUUGAGUUCAUGAGCAAGUAUGGGCAGGCGCCAGCGGUCGUCGACAUAAGACUGAUUGAUCAAGUCACUGGAAAGCCCAAAUCGUUAUUGUCAAGUGUAUUCUUUGAAUUGGAUGAGGAGCCGUUUCGAUUCAAGUCUGACAGCUUCGCAGAGGCUACCUGGGGUAAGGAGAGGUGUAUAAGAAGGGAGGCGUUGGAGGAUUCAGUGUAUGUCCGAGAUGACUGCCUUGUGAUUGAAUGUGUCAUCACUGUCUUAGGCCAAUUAAGGGUGUCUGAAACCAAACCAUUGUGUGAAAUUGAUGUGCCUCCCCCUAACGCACUACAGCAUUUUCGCAAGAUGUUGGAGGAUACGUCCGCAGCAGAUGUGACCUUCGACGUUCAACAAGAAACAUUUGCUGCCCACAGGGCGGUGCUUGCUGCGCGGUCACCUGUCUUCCGGAAGCAGUUCGGCGAACCCAUGAAGGAGAAGAAGAUGAGCCGCAUAACCAUCAACUCUGUGGAACCAGCGGUUUUCAAGGCUCUCCUCCAUUUCAUUUACACCGAUUCCUUGCCUGUGAUGGAUGAUUUCAGUAGAGCUGAAAGCAAUGCUGUUUUCCAGCAUCUACUUGCAGCUGCGGAUCAAUAUGGUUUAGAGAGGUUGAAGCUUAUGUGUGCACGCACCUUGGUUAUGAACCUUAAUGUGGAGAAUGUGGCUAGUGCACUAUGGCUAGCUGAUAAGUACAAUUGCCAGAAGCUUAAAGAAGCUUGCGUCAAUUUUAUGGCCCCUUCCAACAGAGUCGAUGCUGUGGUGGCAAGCCAAGGGUACCAGCUUCUGAAAAGAGGUUCUCCUUCUCCAUUAGCAGAUGUGUGGGAGAAGAGGAGCCGUGCUCGCCAAAGCUUUCUUUAGAGCAGAUCCAAAAGCUACAAUGCUAGACUAUGAGUGCUUCUGUCAGCAGAAUGACUGGUAUGAUGAAAGCAGUUCCACCAAAAUUUAUUAUGCGUAUCUAGAUCCUAUGCUUUGAGAAAUCAUCUAAGCAGUCCCUGGUAACUCUUUAGCUUUUUCGGAGAAACUAUUAAUGUCAUGUUGGUCAUGUAUGUGUAGCUGUGAAAUGUUGAUCUUUAGAUGCAUUCCUGGGUCAAUUUAGCGGAUAUGCUCCAGCAAGUAUGUUCCGAAUGAUGUGUGAUCUGUUGAUCUGCAGCUUGUUUUGAUUUGGUC
Molecule: messenger RNA, 1565 nt
Organism: Triticum aestivum (bread wheat)
Lineage: Eukaryota; Viridiplantae; Streptophyta; Magnoliopsida; Poales; Poaceae
Product: BTB/POZ and MATH domain-containing protein 1
Exons: 2
Coding region: 156-1256 (366 amino acids)
Biological process (GO): protein ubiquitination
Molecular function (GO): protein binding
Source: RefSeq, a predicted model, not a curated record